UUCAGCUGAAGCCAGCGCUGCUUUUGAUUUUGAUUUGACGCUACCUGCAGGAUGCCAGGCCGCUCUCUGUAGACUGAUGUAUAAAAUCGAAGAGGCACAGAAAGAGCUCAAAGACACCAAAGGCUCACAGGAAGGGAUAUCUGAAAGCAGUCAGAGAAAUGCAGAUAACAUAAAAGGCCUGAAGAGGAAAAAGGUUGUUGUAGAGAAUCCUCUAGAGAAAAUUCCAAAAUCUCCGGUGAAGAAGCCCCUGCAGUUGAAAACAUCUGAAACUGUGCUCCACGGAGCAUCGUCCAAGGAAUCUGGACCUUCUUCUUGCUGUUCAUAUUCCAACAGUCCAUCCCACAAUCCUUCAACAUCACCCAGUGAAAAAAGAGACCCACAUUAUGCCCAACCAGUUGCAGCAUCCCCACACAAGGGGUCACCUUCCACUGACACUGAAAGGCUAAAGCAGAAAGAAACGUCGUCUAGACCACCAUCACUUGAGCCCACUGAUGACGAGGAGGGCUCGUUGAUUGAAGUGUCUCAGCUCAAAGACCGCAAGAGCCAAAACCCCAGCUUUGAGGGAGAUCCUUAUCACAGCAGUGCUUCGCUUGAUGUUCUACUGAAGGCCAUGGAGCCUGACUUUAGUACACUAGCUGAGAGGAAGAACUCCUUGCAGGUCACAGCCAUUGCAAUACCAGCUUCCACCCUUAAUGCUCAAUCCAGUGGUGAAUUAACAACAAUGCCAGCUGUCAAUGUUGGUCUCCAGAACCAACCUUCCGGUAUGCAGACUUAUUAUAUUGACAAACAAGGCAACUUUAUUGGCAUUUCAGCACCACUACAGGGAAACGUGCAGGCAUCUACACAGGGUACUCCAAUGCAGUCCUCUCCUCUCGCUACACCGCAUUUUAUGCAUGUUGCUUCAAAUCCAGAACAGCCCAGCUUGCACAUGAGCUUUAAUACCGGACCAUCCACUAUAACCCAUGCUCCUGUUCCCUCAGGCUCCAAUGCUUUGCCACAAAGUCAACCGCCAGUUGUGCACACGUGCCAGUCCCUCUCAGCAAGUGUUCCCAGCACCAUUCAGGUCCCAGUUACACCUGGCAGCAACCAAGUUCAGAUGACCACUUUAAUGAAUUUUGGUGCUGAUCAGGUUUUUAAGGACCAAAAGCCUAAGAAGCCAGGAAAGUACGUUUGUGAAUACUGCAGUCGGGCAUGUGCAAAACCCAGUGUGUUGCUCAAACACAUCAGGUCUCACACAGGAGAAAGACCAUAUCCCUGUAUUACGUGUGGCUUCUCAUUCAAAACCAAGAGCAACUUGUACAAGCACAAGAAAUCACAUGCUCAUGCUAUAAAACUUGGUCUCAUUGCACGCUCUGAAUCUGGAGGUGGAUCCCUUUCUCAAGAAUCUGACAAAGCCCUAGGAACACAUUCAGAGGCAGAGGAGAGCGGUGACAGUGAUGAGGAUGGUAGCACUGCAGACUUGGACCCUGACUCCUCACAGAGCAGUGUCGCAGCUUUGUCUGAAAAUAGUUUACGGAGCAGCAGCGGUGCAGGUACAUCUCAAGCAAGCCACGAGGAAGCAGACUCAUCAGCUGUGUUAGAGUCAAUUAAACCAGCCCCAGAUCAGAGGAUGCGGGAACCGAAAGGGACAACUGCACUUCCAAAAGUUGUUGUAUACCCAGUAAAUGUCUCCCCUUUGAGGGCAGAUAGCCCAAGAGUUACAUGUGCAGCACCUGAGCAAGCGGCUGCACAACGGCAAAGAGAGUUCCAGACUGCCAAUAUGAGAUCAAGCUUGACAAUCUUGUCAUCUCUUAAAGAGGUGGAUGGUACAAAUCCCUCACUCGAUACUGUAAGCGAAGAUGAAGAUCAACAGUGCAAGUCUCCACUGUUGGGUGGACAUGCUCAGCUUCAAAGGCAACAAGCAACGGACUUCUCCCAACAGCAGCAGGUCAAGUGUCUACUAAGUCCUCGCAGUUUGGGAAGUACAGAUUCUGGCUACUUCUCACGUUCUGAAAGCGCUGACCAGGCAAUGAGUCCACCCAGUCCAUUUGUUAAGAUAACUCCACCAGUGGACAUUGACAUUGCCAAGAAUACUCUUCCCCAUGUCCCUCAUGCGGUUGCCACAGUAAUGCAUGUAGCAGCUGAGCAAACGUCACAAGCCACAGAAGGACAAAUGCGUCCACCAUUAGAAGCCAAAGCACUCUCUCUGGAAGAACGCAUUUCAAAGUUGAUAUCUGAUAAUGAGGCAGUUGUUGACAACAAGCAGCUGGACAGUGUAAAGCCAAGGAGGACAUCUCUCUCAAGGAGAGGUAGCAUAGACUCCCCUAAAUCAUACAUAUUUAAAGACUCUUUUCAGUUUGAUCUUAAACCAAUGGGAAGAAGGUCAAGUUCCAGCUCAGACAUCCCCAAGUCCCCAUUCACGCCUACAGAUAAAUCAAAGCCAGUAUUUCUUCUCUCUGUACCUUCUCAAUACCCACCAAUGGAUUGUUUGCCAAUAACAAGAAGUAACUCUAUGCCCACUACACCUGGACACUCUGCUCUUCCCCUUAAUGUUGCCCCCCUCCCCCAUCCUCUGCGAAUUUGCCAAUCAUUUGAUGACAAAAUAAGUUUGUUUAAUGAUGAUGUAUUUUCAUCAACCCCAUUAACUCCAAAUCCAGCAAUACAUUCUCGUACCUUAGUCAGACAAUCAGCAGUGGAGGACUUUACCACAAAUGAUGGGCAUGGCCUCCCUACUGUACGCUCUAUGGACGAGGGCUAUCAUGGUCCAGGCAAUUCCACAGAGCUGAUAAAAAGAAGCAAAUCUUUUGAGCACAGUCAAGACAGAAACAGAAAGCCUCAGCAGAAUAAAGGCACAAUGUAUGAGUGUGAAACGUGUCGUAAUCGCUACAGAAAGUUAGAGAAUUUUGAAACUCACAAGAAAUUCUAUUGCUCUGAACUUCAUGGUCCGAAAAACAAGCCAAUUACGGCUAAAGAAACUGAUCAAAAUGUUUGUCACGUUAACAUAAUGCAGCCCAUAGUCCCUAGAUCAACUAGUGGCUCAGGAGUACCUGAUCAACAGACAUCAAUUAGGAAGAGAAGGAAAAUGAAAAGUGUUGGCGAUGAGGAUGAUCAAUCUCCCACUGACACCAUUCCACCUUGUUCAGUUAGUUUUGAGCUACCAACAACUCUAGACAGGCAGACCUUUUCUCAGCAUGCUGUAAUAGUAGACAUACAGCCCAAAAACAACCAGUCAAAGCUUACUCAAAUUCAGCUUGUAGCAAGAGGUAAUAAUACUUCAGAUUCUAGACUGUCACCAAUACGAGAGACCCAGAUCAGCACCUCUCCUAAAGGAGACUUGCAAAGGCAAGGCAGUGGUACUUCAGUCAUUAGACACACCAACUCUCUCAGCAGACCCAAUUCAUUUGAGACGGAAUCAAUUGACAGGGCCUCUCCUGUUGAUAUUUUGGAGAAGGAUCCCCUCACCAAGCUCAAAACAGAUGCAAUAGUAAAUGUCUCUGCCGAACGCUACCAUGAAAACAUUUCCAAACCCAAGAGUGCUGACUAUGGAAAUCAAAGUAAGGAACAAUGCACUGAUGGCUCCAUAGCAGCAACUGGUGAAAAUUCUACUCCUGUCCAUCAGUCUCGUUUGGUUCGUCAAAAUAACAUCCAAGUUCCUGAGAUUCUGGUCACAGAGGAGCCUGACAGAGAACAUGAAACCCAGACUACUGAGCCAGCAGAUAAGCCUGCAGAUCAGUUUAACUGGCCUCCGAGAAGUGAGAGUUUGUCGAAGUUACCAGCGGAGAAACUUCCACCAAAAAAGAAAAGAAUUCGUCUAGCUCAAAUGGACAACUCCUCAGCUGAAUCCAGUUUUGAAUCCAGCCUCUCACGAAGCCUCAGCAGGGACAGUAGUCUUUCUCGUUGUUCCAGCAUCUCAGCCUCUUUUGACAGAGAUGAGACAUCAAGGUCAGAGAGCCCUUCUAGAGGGGAGUGUGUCAGCAAAGUUCCAGAGCCUCAAGGUUUGCCAACAGCCUUCAACACUCUAGGUGUGCCUGGAAUGAUGAGGCGUGCAGCAUCUGAACAGAUCACCUGCACUCAACCCUCUGUAGAGAUUUCAUGUGACUAUCGUAGCAAGUCCUUUGACUGUGGCAAUGUAUCUCCCAGCAGAUCUCUGUCACCUGCUGGCCAGCCAAAAAGUGGGCAAAUAUUCCAAGUUGCCCAGGUGCCACUUAUUGAAAGGAGGCGGGGGCCAUUAGUUCGCCAAAUGUCUUUAAAGAUAGGCCCAGAGAGUCAGCAGCCUGUUCGUAAAGCUGUCAUACCUCUAGAUAAACCCCCCAUUACAAAUGUUAGCUCUUUAACGCAGAAUAGAUCCCAGCAGAUUCACAUUGCCAGUAGGCGUACCAUGGCUCAGCCUUUUAUUCUGCAUACUGGAGAAGCACCCUUGCAAAAGAAUGAGCAAAUUGUGCAAAGCAUUCAUUUGGGUAGCCUAACUCAGCAGCCUCAAGUCCAUGGCCUUCCACACCCGUGGCAUCAAACAUCAAGGGUUCAAAUAUGCCAAAAGCUACAACAACCGCUGAGCCAGAUCUUAGUUUGUCGAGAGAACGUCCAAAACAAAGCAGCCGACCCUGAAGAGAAGAAAAGUUUUGUGCCCAAAUACCAACUGCAGUGUCCUGCUCUGAGAGCAAGCCAAACCUUCUCAUUCUCCAGCACACAGGGAAGUCAGAUAGCCUUGCCAGUUUUAACAAUACCUACUGCCAAUCCAGUUUUGAGCGUUUCAAAAUCGUCAGAUGUACUCAAAAAUGUAUAUGUUGGUCAGCCCAACCAACAGGCCUCCGAGAUUAAGGCACAAACAUUUUUUUUGUCAGGUGUGCAGCAAAGGGACACAAUUGGUCAGAUCCAAGCAGGUGCUAUACCAUUGCCACAAAUCCUCAUCACUCAUGAGCAGAUGCACCCUGCUCCCUCUGUGUCCAAAAAAAAUAGCUUGUCAUCCACUCACAGUGUAGAGAGUGAUAAUCAUGCUAUACCAACUGCAAAGAAGGAUGGGACUCAAAUUCAAACAGUUAGCACAAAGAAACUGGCAUCAGUGACUCUAUGCCCACAGCAGGAACCCACUGCCUCAAGUAAACGAAUGUUGUCACCUGCCAACAGCUUAGACAUCUACAUGGAGAAGCACCAAAAACGGGCUAAGGAUGAGCAUGGUGUGGCCUGUCUUACUGAUGGCAGGUCAGUCAAUUAUCUUAAUUGCAAGAUGUCAGAUGUUACCAGGCAGCGGAAGCUUACACUUGUUAGGCAGGUUUGCACAACUGAACCGGUUGACAGUCCUAUUGAGACUGAAGCCCCACCUCUGCCACAAGUUGCAACCGAUGGUGAGAAGGACUUACAGGCUACUGAUGAUGUUAAGCCUAUGUCACCUGACAGUGCUGGGCUAAAGAAAGACACAAGCACUGUUAUUCAUGAGGAGGCAGGCCCUGCACGGAUUACUACAUUUGGUAGCCAGGGCACCUCCAUGUCAGCUAGUAACACUCUAAAACCCCAAGAGAAAGCUGAGGAACAGAGAUGGACUCCUGCCAAAUCUCCUAUUAGGCCAUCCAGUUUCCACGGUGGCCAGGUGAAACUGACCACAUCUGUGUCUGUGGUUAACACAAAAGACAGUCAUCGACUGUCUUUUCCAAGCCUGAAGACUGCCACCACUUUUACAUGGUGUUUCUUGAUGAAGAGGAAACCUCUUCAUGUUCCACAGACUGACCUGAAGACUUCAGCAUAUGCUGUCUGGACUGUCAGCCCCAACAACCAUAACCCUCUUGGGUUGCCCACCAAGGUGGUCAUGUCUCUGUUUGACUCCAAGCAGAGUUCCAAGAAAAUACACUACACCUCGGCCAUAAGAACGAGCGGGAAAUCUGACAUCUUGUCUUAUUCAGACAAGCUAAAAGACGUUAUGCCCAAGGUACCAAUAACCCAGAAGUCUAUAUCAGUUGAAACGAGGAACAAAGUGAAACCAGAAACUCAGGCCAGCAACGAGUCGGACAAGGACGUGGUAUCUAAAACAGAACCAAGACGGGUCAAAAUAUUUGAUGGCGGAUACAAAUCUAAUGAAGAGUAUAUUUACGUCCGUGGACGUGGACGCGGUAAAUACAUCUGUGAGGAAUGUGGGAUCCGUUGCAAGAAGCCAAGCAUGCUACGCAAACACAUCCGCACCCACUCGGACGUCCGGCCAUACCACUGUGUCCACUGCAACUUCUCUUUCAAGACAAAAGGAAAUCUGACCAAGCACAUGAAAUCCAAGGCCCAUAGUAAGAAAUGCAUGGAGAUGGGGAUCCCUGCGGGUCUCAUUGAGGAUCAGGAUGCAGAAGAUUCAGGAGACCGGAGUCAGGUGAGCAGCGUUGACCGCCAAGAUUCAGAUGGUGACGACUCCGAUGGCCCUGAUGAUGAGGAGAAUGAUGAUAACGAGGAGGAAGAGGAGGACAGCCAGGCAGAGUCUGGCCUGUCCACCAACCCUUCCUCCUCUGCCAGCCCUCAGCAUAUUCAUUCCAAAGAGGCUGAAGUCCCUCCUAGCGCCCUCCUAGCCCAGAUGUCAAUCAGCACAGUCGCCUUUACUCUCUCCCAGCCUCCAGCUCCCGAAUCCCACACAUCAGACUCUGAAUCUGUCCCCAUGAUGAGCCCUGUUUCCCUGAGCAAGCAAAUGUCUAUCUCUGGGUCCUGCUUCAGCUCAAUGCGCUUCCCUUACUCUCCUCCGCCUGUUAACAUCCCAUCCGACUCCUACACCUCCGACACAGAGUCAGUGCACAUGAUGAGCCCAGUGUCCCCAUGCAGGCAGAUGUCCAUCGACUACCCUGACUUUGAUGUGCCCCCUAGUCCCCCAGUGCCAAGCAAGAGCUCCAAGCUAGCCCAGGACACUUCGGCACCUCCUGCUGUGGCAGUCCCUGAAUCGGGCAUACCAGUGAACCGCGGCACUCAGACAUCCUCUUAUCCUUCUCAAGGUCUAAUGCACUUUCCCCCACAGAGUCUGACCCGAACACCAGGAACAGACACUCAGACCCACCUGUUCAGUCACCUGCCCCUGCACUCCCAGCAGCCCUCUCGUUCCUCUUACAGCAUGGUCCCAGUUGGGGGGAUCCAGCUGGUGCCUGCUGGCCUGGCAGCUUACUCCACCUUUGUACCAAUCCAGGCUGGCCCCUUGCAGCUCACCAUCCCAGCAGUGAGCGUCAUUCACAGGAACACAAGCCCCUUACCAGCUUCCAACACUCCAUCACAUCCAGAGGGUUUGCAAACCCAGCCUCUUGUUGUCCAGGAACCAAUCAGUAGUGUGGUGCCCUGCUUCCCCUUAGGGCAGGUCACUGGCCUACCGACUCCAACAAUACAGCCAGUAGGUCUGGAGACAAUUAACCUAAUGGGGCUGACUAAUACAGGCCUGGCAUCCACCCAGCUACUGUCUCAGCAAGGGCUCACCCUUAAUGCCACCCUGCAGGUUUUAGCUGCCAACCCCACCUCACAAAGCAGCCCCCAGACACACGUCCCAGGUCUGCAGAUAGUAAACAUUGCCCUGCCGGCCAUCAUUCCUUCUCUCAGCCCGCUGUCCACCCUCAGUCCUGUCCCUGGGUUCUCAGAGAGACAGGGCAGUCCUGAAGCUCCGGGAGUACAGCCAUCUCAAAGUGAACAUUGGCUGGGUUCUUUAAGGAGUUGCAUGCUGCCUGCUUUACCGCCCACCUCUUUUAAGGUCAGUAGCUUCCCAGAAGUGACCUCAGGCAGCAGGCCUAGUCCUGAAGGCAGCAGCAGAGCAGAGCUCACACAGACUAUGGAGAGGCAAGAAAAGGAUAAAUCCCCCCAGCAGCAUCGGUCACCAGCUCCUGACAGACAAGCAGACGGUGCUAUAGAGUCAUCAGUUGAAGGAGCCAGUGAUCCUGCACCUCCAAGACCACCCCCAGUGACCAGUUGGCAGAAGGUAAUUGAUGACUAUAAUGAGGUAUCCAGUGAUGAUGAAGACAGACUGGUCAUUGCUACCUAAAAACCCCACAUGAAAAGCUCUUCUGGUUCCCUUUUUGUAAUUCUUGUCACUUUGUAAGACUGAAAACACUUUUUAGGGGUUUGUUUCCUUGCAAAUCACCUUUCAAAGCACAGAUGCUGACAUUCAUAUUGUAUGUGCAAUCAUAAUUAUAAUAAUGACCAAUCAUUUUCUUUCUUUAUUGUCAGCUCCAGACAAUUUCCUUUUUGUACAUGUUGUAUAGACAAUUGUGCCUUUAUGGAGUUUCUUAUUUAGGAACCUGUACAUAAUUCCUUAUAAAUUCAGUGGUUGCUUGUGUUUAUUUCAAAAAAUAGAAGUAAAGAAAGGCAUACAAAUGGAGGAUAUCUAUUUUAUUUUGGAGGAUUUGUCAUCCAUAAAUUUAUGGAAUAAUGAAUGUUGUACUGGUAUAUGUACAUUUCUAUGGAUUAUGGGGCAAUGUUUCUGUGUACAGAUAUUGUGUUCGACUAUUUAUUAUAAUCCAUCUAGUGCCCAUUAUGAUUCAUAAGUCCAUAGGUAUGUGCAUUAUGGUAGCUUUACAUUGCUGUAUCAAUAUUCUUAACUGUAUCAGUAAAACUUUGUUUACAAACAUUAAA
This is a messenger RNA of Etheostoma cragini (Arkansas darter), 8547 nucleotides long. RefSeq names its product HIVEP zinc finger 1 (gene hivep1). The coding region runs from base 77 to 7957 and encodes 2626 amino acids. The transcript has 8 exons. Lineage: Eukaryota; Metazoa; Chordata; Actinopteri; Perciformes; Percidae. The record is from RefSeq and is a predicted model, not a curated record. Gene Ontology annotation, molecular function: RNA polymerase II cis-regulatory region sequence-specific DNA binding; zinc ion binding; DNA-binding transcription factor activity, RNA polymerase II-specific. Gene Ontology annotation, cellular component: nucleus. Gene Ontology annotation, biological process: regulation of transcription by RNA polymerase II.